UCAGUGUUUUUACACAAGCCAAUAUUUUUGAUCGGUUAGCUGUGACAGUUUGGGUGCAGCGAUUAGACGGGACAGGUGAGACAGGUGAGAGUGUUUGCAGUGUGAUCACCUCUGCUUCAUUCCUUGGUGAGGUGUUGAAUGACUGAUCAGACAGGCUUUCUUGUUCUCUGAGAGCCGAUGAAGGUCCUGGGACCUGGAUCCUGCAGUCAGUCUCAUCGCGGCUGCCGCAGGUGGAGUCCAGCUCGCUGAUGUGACGCGAGGCUCGCCGCUACACGACCGCAGGACGUUCACACCGACGUGUGACGCGGCGCUUUUACAAACGACGUGCAGAAAAAUACAAGAAGAAAGAGGAGACGAUUGGAGCUGCGAGGUUCAGGUUAUCGACGAGUUCGCGAUUAUUUAUCUGAGUGAUCAGUCGGUCGUUCAGUUGUGAAAUCAGUCACGUCUGAGAUUAAUUAGAGUUUACUGCAGAUAUUGAUUAUCUCUGAUCGAAGUUAAAAUGUCCUCACGGUUUAUUUAUUUAUAUAUUUAGUGUUUUGUCUGAGUCCAUAAAGAUAUUAGAUUUAUCAUCACAGAAGACGAAAAGCACUUUUUGCUUAACAGAAAUAGUUUGGAAACGAUGGACAGUAAAAUCAAAUGUCCCGUGCACAUCACAGAGCUGUGAGACAAAGUGUUUUGAACACGUACAGUCAACAUCGUCCCCAGUCAGAGUGUUUGUUGUCCAUACCUGCAAACACAGGAAACGAAGGCUUAUGAUUGGCUGCUGGACGUCCUGCAGCCAUGAAAAGUUCAGUUGUGUCCAAACGUCUGUGAGGCAGCAGGACGAGGUUUCCCGAUCGAUGAGCUGCGUAGAAGACAAACAGACGUCCGCCGUGUUGUUUUCAUCUGAAGUCACGUCAGAGUCAGUCAGUUUGACCCCUCUGGGCUCCUGUUAGACUUUGUCCCUGCUGGAUGUAGUACUCUGUCGCUGUGAGCCAAUCAAAUCACAGGAAAACACAGUAUCACCAGGACAUGUUCAUGAGGACACGCUGCCAGUGUGUGUCAUUUUGUUUUGAGACAAAAUCUCAUCUGAGACAACAAUUAUCAUGCAAGUGUGUGGCGGUUUGCACCAAUCAGAGCACACCUGAGACGGCGCCGUGCCCGUUAAGUGAAGCCUCUUGGUCAUAUUUCUGACCAAUGACAGUGCAGCUUGCUCACCUUAGAGGCGCUUCUGAACAUGAACCCGAAGGAACACGUGCGACAACCAAAUCAAAUCCAGGCAAGCAAACUGCUGAACUGAUCACAGAUCUACAGAUGUCAGAUCUGAUUACAUUCUGCAUCUGAUCGCUCGGCCGCAAGAGAAUCGCUCAGUGGUCCUCCUGGCCGGAAGGGGGCGCUGUAGCACCUGAAGCUGUUUGGUUAGUGACCGAAACCCCAGAAGAAGCCCUGCGCGCGAUGCAGUUUAAUCAAAACAGCCGAACACAAGUUAAGUCAAACCAGCACUUGGACAAAAGUUUGAACUGCGAGCGAGACUAAAUUUUUGUAUUUUCCAUCCAAAUUCUAAGUAAAGCCUCUAAGUGUUCGCGUAAUCACCGAACCCGACGUGUAGCUGCGGGGUUUCCGGUCGGCCUCCAUUUUGGCGUCACUCUUCAGGUUUUGUUGGGCGGGUGGUUUGUUCAAAUCCACCAUGUGGCCAUCGUGUAGGUGAGUCACUCAGGUAAACGGGACUUUGUUGCACACAUUUGUCCACAGUGGUGAAGUGACUGUCGGCUCGACAGGUUCCUCUUUUUAUCUUUAUUUCUGUGUGGCGGGAAAAUCACUGGAGGGAAGGGUCGCUUAUUUUCUUCUUUAGCUGCAGUUUCACGGCGAUAAAGUGCGUGUUGUGAAUGAAAAGACCUUAAAUUAUUAGCAAACAUGAAACGCAACGAGCAGGACCAUAAGUGCAGAACUUUGUACAUGUCAGCUGGGGGUGAAGCCCGCAGCUCUCGGCCUGUUUUGGUUUUUAAAAUAUUUAUUGUGUCUCACUGUGUUUUGUGGUACAUUAUUUUGUAAAGAAGUUGCACAGAUUGAAAGCGUGUGUCGUCUGCCGACAGGAAGCUCUCAGUCCUGCCUCUGUAAUGUUGAUCGGCUCUGGCCAUGAAAUGAAUUACGUUUUUAUUUGGUGCUUCAUCAUGAUAUUUUUCAUUACACAGCUGCUUGCCGUCUGCUCUCUCGGCUCUGAUCUGCUGACGGACUCCAGAACAUUCAGGAAUGGGAGGGGGAAGACCGAAACUCCUUUCAAAAAUCUUCCCGUUUAAGGAGAACAUUUUAACAGAAAGUCAGGUGGAGGACAUCGAGUCUGAGCUGACAAACAGACGGAAGAGUCUGAAGCUGCUGGACAUCCUGCCAAGCCGCGGACCCCGAGCCUUCGACUCGUUCCUGCGGUCCCUGGACGAGUUCAGCUGGGUCAGAGACAAGCUGCUGGUGGAGCUCCAGAGCCGACACCGAACCGGCUCCACAGACGUCUGGCGGCUUCCUGACUCGGUUCUCCUGAGGGUUCCUUCGGACCGGGAGUUGUCCCGGCUGGCGUCUCACCUCGGUGCUGAAUGGGAGUCAGUCCUGGUGGAUCUGGGUCUGUCUGCGGAGGCCGUGUUUCGCUGCAGGUCCGAUCACGCUCUCAGCACUCAUGCGGCGGUUCUGGCCGGUCUGGUUCAGUGGAGACAACGUGAAGGGAAGAAGGCCACCGUUCAGAGACUUCUGCAGAGUCUGAGGGCUGCAGACGUCCAUCCGUCAGUCCUGCAGGACGUCCUGGUGUGAGGGAGAAAGGCUCCGUCUGGACACAUCUGUAAUCAGCCCUCAGACUUUCAGGAUGUUCUGUACCUGCUGGAUGUGAUUAGACUCCAGUCUGCAGAUGAGCCGAAGCACAGCGAAGAUCCUCAAAGCCUUUUGGUUCCGGUCCUGAACCUGGUCCGACGUUGGUAGUCGAGUCUCCGGUCGCGUAAAUCUGAUUCCUGUUUCAUUUGGUGCGUGAAAACAGGUUUGAUGUUUGCGGACGACGCAGGCAGAGCAGAAUGUGGCAGGAAACCGGCAGGAACAGUUUGCGAACCUCUGAAGUAAUCGAUCGGCACAUCAAUCAAAAAGGAGCAGCAGAGAGUUUGAUGUGCUGCUGGGAGGACGUUGAUGGGGAGGAAAAAUCACAGACUGUUCCUUUAAUCCAGACUCACUGAGGGUUACAUUAAACUACACACACACACACACAGUAAAGAUGGCCGCUCUCUCUCUGUCUGGGCUUCAUUAAUUCCUUAACAGCCUGCAGAGCUUCAGUUCCUGCUGACUUUCUGUUGGGGCUUUUAAGGUGGACCGACAAGAUGCACAAACGGAUCUGGAGCUCCUUCGUAAAACUUCGCCUGAAGAUUCGCCUGUGCAGACUUCAAUUUAUUCAGAGUACAAACGUCCAGCAGAGGCUCUGCAGUGACGAUCAGACGAUUGUUCUCCAGAAACAUCGUUAGCUUAGACGAGUCUGCCUGCUGCAGAGGCUCAGGACGUCCUCACUGGUAGACAGACGUGAAGAAGACACACAGAACGAGGAGUGUGUGUGUGUGUGUGUCCGUCCUCAUGUGAGUCCGCCGAGCUUCGUGUCCUCAGUCUUUCCCACAAACAAACUGCUGACCGGGGAGACGUUUUCCUGCCCCGACACAAACCGGCGGCUCUUUGACUUCUGAAAACUUCAUCACUGACGAGGCCUUCAGUUCAGCUAAACUUUCUGCACAAAACAGUCAGAGAAGUACCAGUACUGCAGUGUAAAAACACUCAGUACUCAUGCUAAGUAGAAGUCCAUGUGUCCAAGUACUGCAGUACUUUGAGCUACUUCAUAUACAGUCAGGCCCCCCAAAGGACCACCGGAUGAAUGUGUGGGGUCAUCACAUAAUUAGUGGGAGAGAAGAAGAACCAGUUGAGUUCUAACAUCAGUUUUCAGUCUUCAGUGAAGUAUUGAUCAUUGAACAGUUAUUGAAAUGAAGCAGUGAGAGAAGUGCCUUGAGCUCUCACUGUGCUGGACUUCAUGUUCAUGUUCAGUAUCUGUGUGUCAGUGCUGCCCCCUGUGGCCACAGAGCAGCUAACACCCAAUUUAAACAACACAAAGGUGAGCUGCUUCGUUGUUUAAGUAGGAGUUCGGAGGACCGACGCACAUCAAAAAGGAAUAAUACAGAGAGAAAUAUGCCUUUAUAUGCCAAUAUUAAACAUGCCAUUAAUAAAUAAAUGUGACACGUUGAUGUUAGC
Scatophagus argus is the source of this 4236-nucleotide messenger RNA. RefSeq names its product CASP2 and RIPK1 domain containing adaptor with death domain (gene cradd). Gene Ontology annotation, cellular component: CBM complex. The record is from RefSeq and is a predicted model, not a curated record. Gene Ontology annotation, molecular function: death domain binding; protease binding. Lineage: Eukaryota; Metazoa; Chordata; Actinopteri; Scatophagidae. The coding region runs from base 2230 to 2775 and encodes 181 amino acids. Gene Ontology annotation, biological process: signal transduction; regulation of apoptotic process. The transcript is spliced from 4 exons.